Molecule: messenger RNA, 864 nt
Organism: Helobdella robusta
Lineage: Eukaryota; Metazoa; Annelida; Clitellata; Rhynchobdellida; Glossiphoniidae
Exons: 3
Coding region: 1-864 (287 amino acids)
Source: RefSeq, a predicted model, not a curated record
AUGUUUCCGUCCACCAGUUUUAUGAUUUAUUUCCUACAUUUUACUGCAUCUCCAUUUUCCGCAUACAUUUCACCAUCUUCAAAUCGAAUCUACUACAAAUUAAUGUGGAGAACUUCUCUGCUGUGUUCGAAUUCAAGUGAGAAAACAUUGGAAUUUAACAAAUCCGUAGCAACCGUACAGCUGAUAGAUGACAAGACUCAUGUAGGGAAGUGCGCGCUCAAAUGUCAGACGUCAAGCAAAUUUUGUUUUGCCUUCCAGGUUAACGUAAUGAAUUCCGCAUAUGCUGGGAGGUGCAAUGUGUUUUGUUAUCAUUUUGCUGAUAUGCCUGAUGCUAUCUUUAGAAACCUCUACGAUAACUGCUCUUUGUACUUGGGCGCAAAACCUAUUUACAUGAACGUUUCAUCGUGGGGUUUUAACGACCUCAAUCGCAACUCACCGGGUUCAAACGCAGUCGAAAUCUUAUGGAAAGAUAAUUAUUAUUCCUCAGUUGGCACAAGAGGUGUGUUUGCGUACAAGUUGAACAUGGAAGACCACACCUUGUACGAUUCCCAAUACUUUGCAUACUACACAAUAACAAGCGACGCGGCACGAAUGAAGAAUUAUCUUCAGAGUGCCCCAAAUGGCACAGUUGUGAUCGGUCGAACAGGUGACGAACCUUACAGCAACAUCGCACUCGUAGCAGCCUACCUCAAAAGUGUCAACUUGGACGUGUCCAGUCUGGCCUACAGAGGCAAGUGGUUGUUUGUGUGGCAGCAGGGUGCCCCCGAGAAAACUCAAUCAUUCAUUGACAGUGGGAAGUUUGUGCUCUCCAAACAGUUCCUUCUUUGCAAUAUUGGUUGUAUGAUGUUUCCAUCGUGUUGUUGA